AUGUUUGAAGAAAAUCGAUUAUCGAUUUGUGGUUUCAGCUACCUUUGCCGUACCGAUCCUCGAGAUGUGGCUCGUGUCGAAUCAAAGACCUGGAUGGUCACCAAGGAUAAGUACGACUCUGUUUGUCACACUCCCGAAGGUACUCGACCGAUCAUGGGACAAUGGAUGAGCGAAGAGCAAUUCGGCAAAGAACUCGACGCCAGAUUCCCCGGAUGCAUGGCU
Ostertagia ostertagi is the source of this 222-nucleotide messenger RNA. The record is from the annotation of a GenBank genome assembly. NCBI's taxonomy places the organism in Eukaryota, Metazoa, Nematoda, Chromadorea, Rhabditida, Trichostrongylidae.